UCAUCUUCUUUUGAGAGAAAUGCAGCAGCUAAUCCUCAUCUCAUCUUUUUGCAUAUUAAUUUCAAUGGCUUUCUUGAAAGUGUGCCAUAAUGCAUGCACAGAAUCAAUGUGUGGUGACCAUGAUGAUCAUCGCCUUGCUAUCCAUGUCCCGGUCAAGCGCCUUUCUCCUUGUCACAGACUUCAGCAUCUUGGAUGCGGUCAGCAGAGCGACAAGACGGUUAGUGAGCAGAAACAAAUGCUAGUAAAAUUGUUUGUGAAACACAUAGAUUAUAAGCACCAGAAAAUUCAAGUUCAUGUCCCAGAUGAUUGCUUUCUCCUAAUGCAAUUAGAAUACCAAAACGUGAAGCCAAUCUCUCCUUUCACCGUCUCAGAUUUUGGUAAGGGUAAUCAUGAGGAAUUUGAAAAUGUCAGCUUAUUCAACUGUCCCACCCCAAGCACAGAUAUUUAUCCACCAAGACAAGUUCCCUGCAUCAAUAGCCUGGGCUACAAAUAUAUAUAUGCUGUUUCUUCCUCGUUCCAACCGCUACAAAGAUGUACAAAGAUGUAUGAUUUACUAGUUCCAUAUGGAACACUGUUUCCCGAUUACUAUAUUUGGUCUACACCAAACUGUACAGAAUGUGAAGCUAAGGGUAGGAAGUGUCAUUUGAAGAUCAACGGCACCAAAAGUGAAAUUGAAUGUGUUCAUCUUAGCAAACCAAGUGCAACAAGAAAAUUAGUGGCUACAUGUGCAGCUCUGACUACAAUCGUUCUAUUAAUAUCGGUGGCUGUAAUCUACAGCGUCUAUAGCUCUGAUAAAAAGGAAAAAGAGAAUCAAUUGAAAAUUGAAAAAUUCCUAGAGGAUUACAAAGCGCUCAAGCCAAGCAGAUAUUCCUACGCAGAUAUCAAAAGAAUUACAAAUCAAUUUGAGGAUAAGUUGGGCGAAGGAGCGUAUGGAACUGUUUUCAAAGGGAAGCUUUCAUCUGAAGUUUUUGUUGCUGUUAAAGUCCUCAACAAUUCCAAAAACGAAGAUGGGGAAGAAUUCAUCAAUGAGGUGGGAACAAUGGGUCAUAUCCACCAUGUCAACGUGGUUCGUAUGGUCGGCUUCUGUGCUGAAGGAUUUAGACGAGCUCUUAUUUAUGAGUUUUUCCCCAAUGGUUCACUACAGGAUUUCAUUUCAUCAGCAGACAAUAAGAACUCUUUCCUUGGUUGGGAAAAGUUGCAAGAUAUUUCUCUAGGCGUUGCCAAAGGAAUUGAAUAUCUUCACCAAGGAUGCGAUCGGCGAAUCCUUCAUUUUGAUAUUAAACCGCACAACGUACUGCUAGAUCAAAACUUCACUCCAAAAGUUUCUGAUUUUGGGAUGUCCAAGUUGUGUGCCAAGGAUCAAAGUAUAGUGUCAAUAACUACGGCUAGGGGGACUAUGGGAUAUAUUGCACCUGAAGUGUUCUCCCGGAAUUUUGGAAAUGUGUCAUAUAAGUCAGAUGUAUAUAGUUUUGGAAUGUUGUUGCUCGAGAUUGUAGGAGGGAGGAAGAAUAUUGGUAAAACCAUGGGCAACGCUGGUGAAGUGUACUACCCAGAAUGGAUAUAUAAUCUUUUAGAGGAAGGGGAGGACCUUCGAGUCCAUUUUGGGGAAGAAGGAUUAGAUUCUCGAAUUCCCAAAGAACUGGCAAUUGUAGGCCUUUGGUGUAUCCAAUGGCACCCAAUGGAUCGUCCAUCCAUGAAAUCAGUGGUUCAGAUGUUGGGAGGAAGAGAAAACUUACCCAUGCCGCCGAAUCCUUUUGCUGCUACUGGUGCUACUAGAACAAAUGCAAUAAGCCGCCCGGCUGCAAGACGCUUGAACCUUGAGCUAGAAGCAAUUGUUGAAGAGUAAACAUAUGUAGAAUUAAUUAUUGUUUGUAUGUGUCGAAACUUUGAAAAUGUAUGGAUUAAUUAGCUAUACCCAAAAUUAAGCAACUAUUACAUUGUUUCAGAUCGAUCACAUAAUUUAGUUCCUAUAAUUGAUUCUUUCUGCAUAUAAUACCAAGUAUUGUACAAUCUUUUAACAACAAAUCGAUCAAUUAGAAUUAGAUUGAUGUCGUUAACUAUUUUAGUGAUCAAAUGAUCUUGUCAUUGAAAACCAUUAUCUACGUCCAAGGGACUCCCGAACUUUGAAUUUUCUUCCAUGCCAUAAUAUCAUACGGUGCAUCUUGAUUAAUGAUAAUUUAAUUAAUACAUAAUGCAGAGAAAAAAGAAACCAACCACAAAGUGUUAUAUUUCUAGUGGUGAUGAUGAAGUACUCAUCAAAAUUUCUUUUCAAAGAAAGUACUCAUCAAAAUGGAAUUUUGCUAUAAGUUGACUGAUUCAUGCAACAAUUUUCUGUCAACAAAGCAAUGCAAUGCAACUCGACUGUACUAGUCUUGAUUACCUCAUUGCUAGUACCAUUACCAUCCAAGUUUGCACCUUCUACAAGUUAAAUUAAAGAUCGAUCAGUUUCAAUCGAUCCAAAGUUGGGAAAUGGGUUUAUAAAAAGUAAAAUGAUUGGUUUCCAAGUCAUAUAUAAUUCAGAUAA
This is a messenger RNA of Rosa rugosa (rugosa rose), 2524 nucleotides long. Its product is annotated as rust resistance kinase Lr10-like. The coding region runs from base 20 to 1846 and encodes 608 amino acids. The transcript is spliced from 3 exons. The record is from RefSeq and is a predicted model, not a curated record. Gene Ontology annotation, biological process: protein phosphorylation. Gene Ontology annotation, molecular function: ATP binding; protein kinase activity. NCBI's taxonomy places the organism in Eukaryota, Viridiplantae, Streptophyta, Magnoliopsida, Rosales, Rosaceae.